CGCUGGUCGUUUCAAUACAAUACGUGCUUUAUACCUCUUCAGUGUUCUGUUGACAUGUCGCAAAGUCAAGAAGAAAUGCGUCCAAGGGCUGUCUACAGCAUCGACCAGAUUUUGGGAGUUAACAGCUCAUCCACGUCCACGAAGAGCAUUGAAGGCGAAUCGGAUUCUAAAGUUGAUUCAGUCAGUGAUAGCGAAAUGGUUGAAGAAAGCAUCGAAGAUUUGAAUGAUACAAGACCGAGAAAAAUUCGAAGAUCACGAACGACUUUUACCACUUAUCAAUUGCACCAAUUGGAGCGAGCUUUUGAAAAAACUCAAUACCCUGAUGUUUUUACCCGAGAAGAAUUGGCAAUGAGGCUUGAUUUGAGCGAAGCGAGAGUUCAGGUGUGGUUUCAAAACCGUCGCGCCAAAUGGAGAAAGCGUGAAAAAGCCUUAGGCCGAGAAGCCGUCCCGUUUAUGCACCCUGGCGAACAACCCGGUUUGCCCGAGUUUUCGCUUCACGGGCACAUGACAAUGCCCCCCAUGGGCCCCACCGACUCUUUUUGGCCCAGUUUGCCCUUCCCGCCCAUGUUCAGUCCCGCCAUGGGUCUGCCUUGGCCGCCAAAGACGCCCAUGAACGUACCCACGUUCCACGCUUUCCUGUCGCAAUACGUGCUCGCCGGGGGAGUCCCCCAACUGAAUCUCUUGAAUAGUGGGAUUCCGGACGAGAGGUCUCGGAGUUCUAGUCCGGAAACUCCUAGUCCGUCGCAGUUAUCGCCCUCGGCACUCGAAGCUUUGAGGUUACGGACUCAAGAAAUUUUAGUGCCGAGUUCUUCACCGCAAAAACUACAUGCAAAGUCAUAGACGAGGGGUUGUAAAUAUGUAGUGGAUGAUGUGUAGUGAUAAUUGUUAGGAACUUAGGACAUUAUUGGCGCUUAAAAUGUGGGGGAAAUAGACUGAAUAUUUGUAUGACCAAGUUGUACCAAGUUUUUGAUUUAGCUAUUAUUUCAAAGAAUAUAAUUAUUUCGUUUUUUAUUAUUAUUAUUAUUAUAGGGAGAGUUAUUUUUGUAUGAAAUUUAUUUACUAUAAUAGUUGCAGGUUUAGUUAGUUUGUGAUAGAUUCUUAGCGCCAAUUUUGUACAUAAUUUUGUAUAUAAACUGCUUAUUUAUUUAUUGUAGAUAAAACUCAGAGAAAAUUCAAGAAUUCUGUUUAAAACAUUAAAAUAGCGUUACAGAUAAUUAUUUUGUGGGGAAAAAUUAACAAUAAGUUGUAAUAGUUAUGAUCGAUAUUAAAUGAAACAAUAAUUAAAAUGGCAGGU
This is a messenger RNA of Tribolium madens (black flour beetle), 1294 nucleotides long. RefSeq names its product aristaless-related homeobox protein-like. NCBI's taxonomy places the organism in Eukaryota, Metazoa, Arthropoda, Insecta, Coleoptera, Tenebrionidae. The transcript has 3 exons. Gene Ontology annotation, molecular function: DNA-binding transcription factor activity, RNA polymerase II-specific; RNA polymerase II transcription regulatory region sequence-specific DNA binding. The coding region runs from base 55 to 840 and encodes 261 amino acids. Gene Ontology annotation, biological process: regulation of transcription by RNA polymerase II. The record is from RefSeq and is a predicted model, not a curated record.